UUUUUUUUUUUUUUAGUCUUUGCUAAUUCUCAUCUUUUUUUUUAAUAUAUAUAUUACAUAAAAAGGGACCAUGUCAAGCCCUAGCUCAAGCACAAAGGAAGAAGCAACUGUGGAAACGAGAGAGGCAACACGUUCUCCUUCGCCCUUAAAAAAAACCGUGAUAGAAACCCGAAGAGCAGAACAAAACCGAGCCGCGCAAAGAGCUUUUCGUCAACGCAAAGAACGCUAUGUCAAGGAAUUGGAAGCCAAAGUGAAUUCCAUGGCUGACUGGCCUACACGUAUGGAGCAACUGGAGAAUGAAAAUGAAGGCUUAAAAAGAAAGAUUCAUGAGUUGAUAGCAAAACAGGAUGAAACCAACAAGAAAAUGUUCAUAUUGGAUUCUUCGUCAAACAAAUUAGCACAUCCUUCCACUACACUUCCCCCUCUCGCAUCAUCAUCAUCUUCAGCUUUAGCUUCAGCAGCAACACAGUCAACAUCAAUAGCCGUAGCAACACCAACUGAAAAAAAAUCAACUAGUCCACCUGCAAAAGUCGCGGGUGAAAAAGGCAGAGUUUUAGAUGACCUCGUAUCCAUCUUAAGGACUCGUAACAGACCUCCUAUACCAUCUCAUCAUCCACCAUCAAACUAAAUAAUAAAAAAAGAAAAAGAAAAAAACAAUCAAAUUUUCUUACUCGUGACUAAUCGUAUGUAUAUAUCACUGGC
Molecule: messenger RNA, 702 nt
Organism: Mucor mucedo
Lineage: Eukaryota; Fungi; Mucoromycota; Mucoromycetes; Mucorales; Mucoraceae
Exons: 1
Coding region: 71-628 (185 amino acids)
Cellular component (GO): RNA polymerase II transcription regulator complex
Molecular function (GO): DNA-binding transcription activator activity, RNA polymerase II-specific; transcription cis-regulatory region binding
Source: RefSeq, a predicted model, not a curated record